GGUCCAUCAUCCUUAUCAUCUUCUUCAUCCUUCAUCUUAAUCAUCAUCAUCAUCAUCAUCAUCAUCAUCGUCAUCACCUUCGCCGUCCCCAUCGUCAUCCUUCAUCUUCAUCAUCCUUCAUCUUCAUCAUCAUCAUCAUCAUCAUCAUCAUCGCCACCAUCGCCGCCGUCGCCGCCAUUGCCAUCAUCUUCAGGUUAUUGAUUCGUUGUCAAGAUGCAGCACGAUGAUGUGAUCUGGCAGGUAAUUAACCAUUCCCAUUGCAGCUUCAAGACAAAGACAGAAACGCAGAAUUUUUGUCGGAAUCAGUACAACGUAACUGGUCUUUGUAAUCGCAGCUCUUGUCCUCUUGCUAACAGUAGAUAUGCUACCAUUAGGGAGCAUGAUGGGGUUCUGUACCUUUACACGAAGGUGAUAGAGAGGGCUCACUCUCCCAAAACGUUGUGGGAGAGAGUGAAGCUGCCCAAGAACUACGCCAAAGCUCUGGAAGCCAUAGACAAGCACUUGGAAUAUUGGCCCAAAUUUUUAGUGCAUAAAAAUAAACAGAGGCUGACAAAGAUCACCCAGUACCUGAUCCGACUACGAAAGCUGUCAUUGAAAGUGAAGCCGAAGUUAGUGACAAUGCCGACAAGGACAGAGAGGAGAGAGAAGAGGAGGGAGGCGAAGGCGGAGGUAGCUGCGAAGCUGGACAAAGCCAUCGAGAAGGAACUGCUGCAGAGACUGCAGAGUGGGACGUAUGGAGAUAUCUAUAACUUUCCUACAAAGGAAUAUGAGAAGGUGUUGGCUAUGGAGGGCAUGGAGGCGGCAGAAGAAGAAGAGGAAGAAGCCAAGGAUGAGGAAGAAGAAGAAGAAGAAGAUGAAGAUGAACCUGUCCGGGAAUACGUGGAAGAUUACGAACUUGAGGAAGAGGACGAGAUGGAAGACAUGAGGAGUUUUGGCGAUGGCGGAGAGGAGGAAGACGACGAAGAAGAAGAAGAUGACGACGACGACGACGAGGACGACGACGAAGGAAGGGAGGAGGAGAAAGAUGAUGAUGAUGAUGAAGAAGAAGAUGAAGCCGUGAGAAUGGAGAAGAAGCUGCGCGAGAAGUACAAGACGAAGAGACCUUUGGAUCUCACGGCGAUGGCGAAAGAGAAGCGCGCCGAAGGUUCUCGAAAAACUGCGGGCAACGUCAAGCGGCCACGUCGGCGUGUGCACGUGGAAGUGGAAUACGAAGAAGAGAGGGAGAUGGAGAGCGCACGGAAUUGAACUCUCGCCGUGAUUGUUUUUUUGGCAGUCGAAGAUUUUUUUUUUUUUUUGACUAGCCCCUCUCCUUCUCCUUAUUCUUCUUGGCUCUUUCUUUUUUUUUUCUUUUAGUUUUGUGGUCCUGUGAGUUCUUGUUGUAAUGAAGAGAGAGAGAGAGAGAGAGAGAGAGAGAGAGAGAGAGAGAGAGAGAGAGAGAGAGAGAGAGAGUAGGCGGGAAAAUCGACUGUUAAGUUGUUUCAAAAUGCUUUUCGUAUUUUUGACCUUCUGUUCGGAAUCUAUUUAGCGUCUUUUUUUUUGGGGGGGGGGGGGGGGGGGUAAAUGAAGAGGAGAAAUGUGCGUUUUUUUUUUGGGGUUUAAAUGAAGAGAAAUUUGCGGA
Molecule: messenger RNA, 1618 nt
Organism: Chara braunii
Lineage: Eukaryota; Viridiplantae; Streptophyta; Charophyceae; Charales; Characeae
Source: the annotation of a GenBank genome assembly